This is a messenger RNA of Phalacrocorax carbo (great cormorant), 862 nucleotides long. Lineage: Eukaryota; Metazoa; Chordata; Aves; Suliformes; Phalacrocoracidae. The record is from RefSeq and is a predicted model, not a curated record.
UAUGGGGAAUGUGAUGGGGGCCCAGGGCUGAGCUGCCUGCAGCUGGGCUGCAGCACCAGGCAAUCACGGCUGCAAAUUGAGAUCAGAUGUGGGCAGCUUCUCCCUUUAAAUGGAGGGCUCGGGGCUGCUGCUUGGAUUGGUUUUGCUCUGGCUUAGAGAGGAGGAAGGUUUCUGAGUGCUGCUGGGUCCUUGGUUGGCUGUGGUGACCUGCAGUGUGGUGCUCCCUUGGGGGAGCUGUGUUUUCCUCAGGUAGCCCCACUGCCAGCUCCUCUGCAGCUGUGCUCCCUGCCUGUACCCUGCCUGUGCUGGGCUGGAGGUGCCUCUUGCUGGAGCAGGAGUGAUGCAGGAGCUGGUGGCUGGUGUGGAGAAGAUCAGGUUUGACUUGGAGUCUGAUGUGGAGCAGCAGCGAGGAGCUCAGCCCCUGCCCUUCCCGCGUAUGGACAGCGUGCGGUGCCCCUUCCGGCACGGCGGGGAGAAGAUGGUGGUGUGCAAGCACUGGCUGCGUGGGCUCUGCAAGAAGGGUGAUGAGUGUGACUUCCUGCACGAGUACGAUGUGACCAAGAUGCCAGAGUGCUAUUUCUACUCCAAGUUUGGUGAGUGCAGCAACAAGGACUGUCCCUUCCUGCACAUUGGUGCCACCACCAGCACCAUGGCCUGUCCCUGGUACGACCGCGGUUUCUGCAGGCACGGUCCCCUGUGCAAGUACAAGCACACGCGGAGGGUGCUGUGUGCCAACUACCUCGUUGGCUUCUGCCCAGAAGGACCCAAGUGCAAAUUCAUGCACCUCAAGGCCGGGCUGAUGACAAGCAGCAUGGAUCCAUCCAAGGUGAUGCAGGGAAUGUCCUUUGCCAUUCCCUCUUGA